This is a messenger RNA of Solanum stenotomum, 588 nucleotides long. Its product is annotated as cationic peroxidase 1-like. Gene Ontology annotation, biological process: response to oxidative stress. The record is from RefSeq and is a predicted model, not a curated record. The annotation marks the transcript as partial. The transcript has 3 exons. NCBI's taxonomy places the organism in Eukaryota, Viridiplantae, Streptophyta, Magnoliopsida, Solanales, Solanaceae. Gene Ontology annotation, molecular function: heme binding; peroxidase activity.
AUCACUCAUAAUCAUUAACAACAAAUAGAAGUGUACAACUUCAUUAAAAAAAAAAAAAUGGCUUCUCGUAGCGUUCUCUUUAUUUAUGUGUUAGUCAUGUUUUCUCUAGCAGGCAUGGCAUUUUCGGAGUUGUCCGAUGAUUUCUACCACCAUAUUUGUCCCAAAGCUUUACCAACCAUUAAACGGGUUGUUGAGGAUGCAGUCAGAAAAGAGAGACGAAUGGGUGCUUCUUUGCUACGUUUACAUUUUCAUGAUUGUUUCGUUAAUGGUUGUGAUGCUUCGAUUCUUCUUGAUCAAACUUCUACUAUUAAUAGUGAAAAGACUUCUCGUGCUAAUAACAAUUCAGCUAGAGGAUUUGAGGUGAUUGAUAAAAUUAAAUCAGAGGUUGAUAAAGUUUGUGGACGCCAAGUUGUGUCUUGUGCUGACAUCUUAGCUGUUGCAGCUCGUGACUCUGUAGUUGCUCUACAUGGACCAAGUUGGAAAGUGAAACUCGGAAGAAGAGACUCGACUACAGCAAGUAGAACCGCGGCCAACGACAAUAUUCCAACUCCGUUUAUGGACUUACCUGCACUUAUCAAAAACUUCAAG